Messenger RNA from Penaeus monodon (black tiger shrimp), 1402 nucleotides. It is a transcript of the gene Cyt-c1, whose product is annotated as cytochrome c1, heme protein, mitochondrial-like. Lineage: Eukaryota; Metazoa; Arthropoda; Malacostraca; Decapoda; Penaeidae. Gene Ontology annotation, molecular function: electron transfer activity; heme binding. The coding region runs from base 50 to 973 and encodes 307 amino acids. The record is from RefSeq and is a predicted model, not a curated record. Gene Ontology annotation, biological process: mitochondrial electron transport, ubiquinol to cytochrome c. The transcript is spliced from 7 exons.
AGAUUCUCGAUUAGUUUUGCCUCCCCCGGCCUAUUGCUUCAUCGCUAAAAUGGCCCUGGCUGCCACUGGGAUCGCGAGAGCUAAUCUUCUGAAGGCAAGAGUCUCUGGAAUUGCACUCCAGAAUUCUUCUAAGUUUUCCACCUUACGAAACAUGGCAGCAGCAAGAAAGGCAGUCUUAGGAGCCAUUGGAAUCCUUGGAGGUAGUGCAGCUGGACUCACUUAUGCACUCAACCAGUCCGUGAAAGCCUCAGAGCUUGAACUCCACACGACCAAGUUCCCUUGGUCUCAUGAUGGAAUCUUUUCGUCUCUUGAUCAUGCCUCCAUUCGCCGUGGCUAUGAGGUGUACAAAAAUGUGUGUGCUGCCUGUCACUCCAUGAAGUACAUUGCCUUCCGUAACCUGAUUGGAGUGUCUCAUACAGAAUCUGAAGCCAAGGCUGAAGCAGAGGCUAUUCAGGUAAAAGAUGGACCCAAUGACGAUGGAGAGAUGUUUGAAAGGCCAGGAAAACUGUCCGAUUACUUCCCCAACCCCUACACCAACGAUGAAGCUGCUCGUGCUGCUAACAAUGGAGCUUUGCCACCAGAUCUCUCAUACAUUACAUCUGCAAGACAUGGUGGAGAGAACUACAUCUUCUCAUUGCUGACUGGCUACUGUGAUCCUCCUGCUGGUAUCACAGUCAGGGAGGGUCUCUACUACAACCCAUAUUUCACUGGUGGUGCUAUUGGCAUGGCUCAAGCCCUCUACAAUGAGGUUAUGGAGUACAGCGAUGGCACUCCAGCCACUGCAUCACAGAUGGCUAAAGAUGUGGCUGUUUUCCUGAAGUGGGCUGCAGAACCAGAACACGACCAACGGAAGAAAAUGGCUCUCAAAGCAAUCAUGAUGUUCUCCCUUCUUUUCGGCCUGUCUUACUACGUGAAGAGACACAAGUGGUCUGUCUUGAAGAGCAGGAAGAUUGCAUACAAGCCUUCACAGUAAAGAGAGUCGCAGCAAGUAAAAUUGACAGCGAUCCCAGAGUAGUACCUCAGUAUGCUGCAUUUCAUUUUGUCAGUCUGUUAAUGUCUGUGGUAGAAAAGUUCAACAUUUUUCAUGCAUAACUGUGUAUAGGGAGGUACAGUGGAACAGUGCAUCAACUUUAAGUCCCCUAUAUAAGUCAUUCAGCAGCAAUAGAUACUCUUAUCGCCUAGCCAUUCAUAACAUACCCCAGUUCAGUGUCUAGUAUUCCUAUUCAUUAUAUAUUUUAUUUUUUUCUAGAAAAUAGGAAAAUGGUUUUAACAUACAAGAAAAGGUAUAUUGGAUGGACUGACCAUUGUACAUAUGUUAUAUUUAUUUGGCAUCACAACUUGGGAUUGCCAAAAUUUUGUGUACAUUACCAGGAUAUAUUAAGAAUAACAAUAUUGAAAAAAA